AUGAUAAGAGAAAAACAACUUUUAAAGAAAAAAACAACAAGUAAUACUCUACAAAAUAAUGACCAUCCAUUACAGAAUUGUUUUUUAGUGAUUGAUUUUGAAAAAUAUGGAUUAUUUGUUGAGGGAGUUUGUAAUUGUGCAAUUAACAACAACAAUGAAUGUUGGUUAUUUGAGGAAGAUAACGGAAAUCCUUUUGGUGUUCAAUUAGCAACGGAAACAAACCAUCAAUUUUUUUAUGAAAGAAAGGUUUGGAUGAAAGGGAUAAUUGUAAUGCUAGAUCUUGCCACACAUACAUUAAAGGCAACUCAUCCCAAAAAUUAUCCAACAGGACUCGCUAUAAGUGAAAAUGAUAAUGAUAUUAUUGUGGCGUUUCAGUGUAUCAAGACAAUUUUCAAAAUGAAUGUAAUAGAAACUCCUGUAAAGACAGAAGCUAUCACAUUGUUUGAUGAAGAUAGUUAUUAUGAAAAUGGCAAUGAUGACGACAACAAAGAUGAUUUAGCAAACACUGCUUGCAUUUUUUAUGAUGUUACGGUAAAAUGGACAGCAAGAUCUGAGAAAUUAUUUGGAAACAUUUGA
Molecule: messenger RNA, 576 nt
Organism: Naegleria fowleri
Lineage: Eukaryota; Heterolobosea; Eutetramitea; Acrasida; Naegleriidae
Exons: 2
Coding region: 1-576 (191 amino acids)
Source: RefSeq, a predicted model, not a curated record